AUGACCUCCGACCUCAUUGGCACCUACGUUCUUCUCCGUCUUGUUCUAGAUAUACCCAUCAUCAGGACGUACUGGCUGCUAGGAAACCCUGCCGUAGCUAGCCUCUUGACAGCUAAGGAAUGUCUUGGUAUUGUUUUACUCGUUGUAGAGUCUUGGUCCAAGAUUGCCCCUGGCACUUCUACCACCCACUCACCGGAUGAAGACGCGAAUGUCUUCAGUAGGCGCCUACUUGCUUGGCUUAUCUCGCUCUUCGUCAAAGGGUACUCUCAGCCGUUGACUAUAGACGAUUUAUAUUCCCUCAACAAAACUUUAUCGGCCGGCGCAUUUGGAAAACCUCUCGCUUCUGCCUGGUGGAAGAAUGGAAUGCCUCGAUGGGGAAAGUAUGGCCUCGCAAAGCUCCUUGCAGCGGUUCUACACCUGGCAAUAUUGGGGCCGGUAUUGCCUCGCCUACUUCAAAUUGUAUUCACAUUCUGUCAGCCUUUUUUGAUUCGGGCUACAACCGUCUUUCUCGACAGCGAGGAGUCAUCCAUUACUGUUUAUUAUGGCUACGGACUCAUUGGUGCUUAUUUGCUCGUUUACACAGGCAUUGCCAUUACCAAUAGCUGGUACUGGUACAGCCAGACAAAGUUUCAAACCCAGCUAAGAGCAGCUUUGAUAACACUUUUGUAUCAGAAGAGUCUACGAAAAGAUAUAUUGAGCCUUUCGGAGGCGGAAGCCAACACCCUUAUGAGCGCUGAUGUCGACAAGGUUGUCAUAGGGAUGAGGAACUUCCACGAAUUAUGGGCGGCGCCGGUUGAGCUUGCCAUUGGGCUCUGGCUUCUCUAUCGGGAAGUCAAGCUCGCUAUGUUGGCACUUUGCUUUCUGUCCAUCGCGUUUUCCAACAUGCUUCUCGCCCCCGUUUUGGUUUUCUCAACAUUCCUGCCACUUUCGCAGACUUAUAACAUGCCUUAUUCGACUGAGCGUAUUUUCAGCACUCUGUCGCUUAUUUCGCUUAUGACGGAGCCGUUCAUCAACGUUUUGCAAUCACUUCCCCACUUCUCCAUGGUAUUUAGCUGUCUAGGCCGUAUAGAGUUAUACAUGCUGGGCCCAGAAUACAAGGACACUAGGAAGAUUGGGAAUUCCACGAGUCCGAAAUCCUCGAUCGAGUUGACCAGCCAGGUCGUAACGAACUCGGAUGACCGGUCGCAUCAUUUGAUGAUCACAGAUGGUGAUUUCAGGUGGGGCCGCGAUCUGCCUCCUGCUCUCACCAACAUCAAUAUUCAGGUUCCUGCAAGUCAACUGACUGUAAUCAUGGGUCCAGUUGCGUGUGGCAAGACAACUCUGCUACACGCAAUCCUGGGGGAAAUAGCAUGUGCGAGAGGAACAGUCAGAGUACCAUCCAAAGUCAUUUCAUAUUGCUCACAGAAGCCAUGGAUCACGAAUACGACAAUUAAGCGAACCAUCAUUGGCCAUGGUACUUAUGAUGAAAGAUGGUAUGAAAAGGUUGUAUUGGCAUGCGCGUUGAAGAAAGACUUCGCUGCCUUGCCUCGUGGAGAUGAGAGUGAAACUGGAAGCGGUGGCGCGACUUUGAGCGGCGGCCAGAAACAGCGAGUGUCUCUGGCACGGGCAUUGUACCAGCGGUCGCCCCUCGUUAUCCUGGACGAUGUAUUCAGCGGACUUGAUCAAGCAACUCAGGACCACAUAAGCAGAAGCUUAUUCGACAUCGGAGGUCUACUUCAUAAAUCCCAAUCCGACGCAACAACAGUCCUAGCAACCCACUCCGUACGAUUCCUCAAAUACGCACACCAUGUCAUAAAUCUGUCCAGCGACGGAACAAUCUCAUCUCAGGGGCCGCCUUCAACACUGAAACUGGACGAUGUAGCCCAUGAAGAACUUCAGCAACCGGGAGAAGAGACAGAUAGUAAAACGGAAAAACGGAAUACAGCUACCGAGACACAGCCGAAUGGGAUAAACGACGAUACCGCGAGAACAGGUCAUGAAGUCUCUGGCUCUGACAAAGCAGCGCUACGGACGUAUAUAGGUACCAUGGGUGCAGCGAACAGCAUCGCAUUCAUUUUGAUGGGAGUUUUGUACGUUGGCCUGUACAAAAUCCCAGACUACUGGGCAAGACGGUGGGGAGAGCAUACGGAUGCUUAUCCUCGCCAACCGCAAACCUCCUUUUAUCUGGGGGUAUAUUCGCUCUUCUAUGGUCUUGCCCUCAUCGUGUGCGCUGUGUGGUUCUCGCAUCUUCUCCUGAUAAUCAUACCCAAAACCGGCAUUGAAGUCCACUCUCGAUUGUUACGGACGCUCAUGAACGCCAAAUAUUCGUUUCUGGCUCGAACAGACGUCGGCAGUAUUGUAACGAGAUUCGGGCAGGACUUGAUGUUGGUCGACACUGAACUUCCGAUGGCUCUGAUGAACACCUAUAUCGAGUCCCUCACUCUUGUUGCACAGCUAGUGUUGAUUGCCUCUGCUUCAGUCUACCUGCUUGCCGCAUUUCCAUUUCUGGCAGCUGUGAUCUACACGGUGCAGCGAAUGUACUUGCGAACGUCAAAGAGAUUACGGCAUUUAGAACUAGAAACGAAAGGACCAAUUUUCUCGCAUUUUGAUGAUACGGUUCGCGGUUUGACAUCAAUACGUGCCUUUGCGUGGCAGGACUCCGUUACUCAAGUCAACAAUCAACUGCUUGACACCUAUCAACGACCAUAUUACUUGCUUGCUAGCGCCCAAGUAUGGUUAGAGCUUGUGCUAAACCUGCUUGUUGCAGGGCUGGCAACCAUCACGAUAGGGGUUGCAGUAGCUACGCGAAGUAGCGGCAGUGGUGCUCAAACUGCUGUGGCAUUACUCAAUCUCGUCACCAUGGGUGAACAUCUGAAGUCCCUGAUCAUGUUCUGGACGCUACUGGAAAUAUGCCUUGCGGCCAUCACGCGCGUAUCCGAUUUUGUCAGCUCAACACCCCAAGAGAGAUCCGAAGACGCGGAUAACAGCAAGUCAGACAAGGAGAAAUCUGGGAGACUCAUACCACCUGGCCCGGCAAACAUCAACAUGACAGGGGUGUCAGCGCGUUAUUCAGAUGAUGGCGAUGAUGUGCUAGCGGACGUCAGUCUUCGAAUUGACCCAGGCAUGAAGGUUGCGAUAUGCGGUCGAAGCGGCAGUGGGAAGUCGAGUCUGAUGAACAUCAUGCUGAAGAUGAUGGAUGUGUCCAAGGGCGAGCUCCGCGUUUUCAACACACCAUCAACCCAGCUUGAUCCCCAACGCCUCAGGAGGAUGAUAAAUACAAUUCCUCAAGAGCCCUAUUUCUUCCACGGCAGCGUACGAGAAAAUUUGGACCCGGAAUCUAGAACAUCCGACAAAGAAAUGAGGGAUGCUUUACAACAUGUGGGCUUUGGAUUAAAGCUGCUAACCGACGGCUACCUAGAUGGACUGCUAGAAGUUGACUCUUACUCGGCCGGCGAGCUGCAGCUCCUCUCUCUUGUUCGAGCAAUGCUUCGACCUAGAGAUAUUUUGAUAUUGGAUGAAGCAACAAGCAAUGUCGACGAGGAAACACAUAGGAAAAUGCACACCAUAAUUGCUGAACACUUUUCCUCGUCGACUGUCAUCGAGGUCAUGCACCGGCUGGACCAGCUUCACAAGUACGACGCAAUGUUGGUCAUGGACAAAGGUCGAGUGAUUAGAUGGUCCACUUCUCUGAAUGAGGCAACCAUAGAGAUAGACUGA
This is a messenger RNA of Neoarthrinium moseri, 3696 nucleotides long. RefSeq lists its product as uncharacterized. Gene Ontology annotation, biological process: transmembrane transport. Lineage: Eukaryota; Fungi; Ascomycota; Sordariomycetes; Amphisphaeriales; Apiosporaceae. Gene Ontology annotation, molecular function: ATP hydrolysis activity; ABC-type transporter activity; ATP binding. The coding region runs from base 1 to 3696 and encodes 1231 amino acids. The transcript is spliced from 13 exons. The record is from RefSeq and is a predicted model, not a curated record. Gene Ontology annotation, cellular component: membrane.